GUGCGCGCGAGGCUACCCGGAAGCAGGAAGUGCAGGUGUUGUUGUGAGCUGUCUGCGCGCUGCUGUCGGCUCUUCUUCCUCCUCUUCAUCCUCCUCCUCCUCUGCCUCUCAUGGACCCCCCCGCGGCUCCGGCUUUCCGGUCCGGGUCCCGGUCCGGGUCCCGGUCCCGGUGCCCGAUACUCUCGCUGCUGCUGCUGCUGCUGACGGCCUGCGGGACGGUUCAGUCCGUGUCCGAACCCGGAAAGUGGACCGUGGACAUCAAGAGUGAAAAUCUGAAGCAGAAUGCUUUCUUUUUCACCAUCACCAAAACGCUUUUCAACAACACCUUGAUCCGCCUCAAAGUGCUGCAGGAGACGUGUCCCUCCAACAGCCCGUUGCAGCUGGACGUGUCCUGGUACCUGAGGAACUCCCACUGCUACGACGAGGUCUACAGGCUGAAGUACGAAGACGGCCACCUGCUGUACUGGAACUCAACGCAGGUCCAUUCAGGCGGAGGAAGCGGAUACUACGUCAUCCACUCAUAUCCUCCAGUCACCUGCCAGAGUGUCUUGAUCCCCACCACGUUCGACGUGGUGAACUUUGACCCUAAGACCCGUCUGAUCAAACCCUCGCCGCCUCAGCCGUCCACCCAGAAGCCUGCAGCGGUGAAGACCAGGAGAGACGUGAAGCCUCCCAAUCCCAAGCCAGCUGCGAUGGACAAUAACACUGCCUCAGAUAAAGGCGCCUCUGGUCAGAAGCCGGCGGGCGUGGCUCACAUGGACGCCGCGGCGGAGACGUGGGAGGACGGACCGUACAUGUUCAUCCUCCGCAUCGAGGAGAGAGAGGCGAACCCGGCACUGCCCUGGAGUCUGAAGCUGGAGGUGAGCAUGAGUGGACCGCACGGCUACAUCUCAGCCUCAGAGUGGCCCCUGAUGGUGUUCUACAUGGUGAUGUGCAUCGUGUACGUGCUGCUGGCCGUGCUGUGGCUGGCCCUGUCGGCCUGCUACUGGAGGGACCUGCUGCGGAUCCAGUUCUGGAUCGGAGGGGUGAUCUUCCUGGGCAUGCUGGAGAAGGCCGUGUACUACGCCGAGUUCCAGAGCAUCCGCUACGACGGGCUGUCAGUCCAGGGGGCGGUGGUGUUCGCUGAGGUGCUGUCUGCCGUCAAGAGGACCCUGGCCCGGGUGCUGGUCAUCAUCGCCAGUCUGGGAUACGGCAUCGUCAAGCCGCGACUCGGAGCGCUGCUGCACAGGGUGGUGGCCGUGGGGCUGCUGUACCUCAUCUUCUCCGUGGUGGAGGGGGUCCUGAGGGUCAACGCUGACCGUGGGGAUAACGCCAGCAGUCUGGUUCUGUGUGACAUAGUUCUGGCCUUCACUGACUCGUGUGUGGUGUGGUGGAUCUUCGUGAGCCUGGCUCAGACCAUGAAGCUGCUGCGGCUGCGGAGGAACGUGGUGAAGCUGUCGCUCUACAGACACUUCACCAACACGCUCAUCUUCGCCGUCAUCGCUUCGGUCAUUUUCAUCAUUUGGACCACGAAGACGUUCCGGAUGUCCAAGUGUCAGUCGGACUGGAGGGAGCUGUGGAUCGACGACUCCUUCUGGCGCUUCCUGUUCUCCAUCAUCCUGCUGGUCAUCAUGUUUCUAUGGCGACCCUCGGCCAAUAACCAGAGGUACGCUUUCAGUCCUCUGGUAGAUGAAGAAAGUGACGAGGAGGAGAAGGAGCCGAUGAUGAACGAGGCUUUUGGCGGGAUGAAGAUGAGGGGCAUGAAGAGCGAAGCCAACGGCUCGGCCAAGAGCAGCAAAGUGGAUGAAGACCUGAAGUGGGUUGAAGAAAACAUCCCGACUUCGAUGGCUGAUGUCGCCCUGCCCCCUCUGCUGGACUCUGACGAGGAAACCAUCACCACCAAGUUUGAGAUGUCCAAGAUGGAGUGAGGCGGGGGAGGGGCGGAGGGGUGGAGGAUGCCAGAGGGAGGCGGAGUGAGCGUCGUCCUCGCCGUCUUGCGGAUGAGUGAGCGCUCAGCCUGGACGGACGGACUCUGGGACAGUCUCUCUGCGGCCUGAAUGUAUUUAUAUUCAUAUCUCUGAACGCAGUAUAUUUUGACAGGGUGGAUGUUUGCCUUUUCAGCGAGCAGGAGGGUUUUUUAAAGGUCCAAGCGGACGUGCGUGUUGUUUCCGUGGUCAAAGCCAUGAGGACGUUCCGAUUCCGAUCAGCUCCCGACGGACGGGAAUCUGCAGCGUUCCCUUCUGUUCUGUCGAUGAUGUGAGUGAAGUCACCGUCUGUGAAGCGCUGCUGAAGUGUGUGGGGUUCAUGUGUUGUAAAUGUUCUUCUAUUAAAAUGCUGUUCUAAACAC
This is a messenger RNA of Salarias fasciatus (jewelled blenny), 2326 nucleotides long. It is a transcript of the gene tmem87a, whose product is annotated as transmembrane protein 87A. Bases 111 to 1907 code for a protein of 598 amino acids. The record is from RefSeq and is a predicted model, not a curated record. Gene Ontology annotation, biological process: retrograde transport, endosome to Golgi. The transcript has 21 exons. Gene Ontology annotation, cellular component: membrane; Golgi apparatus. NCBI's taxonomy places the organism in Eukaryota, Metazoa, Chordata, Actinopteri, Blenniiformes, Blenniidae.